AUGAGUGACAAUCCGCCAGAUGCUGCCGGCUCUCGCUCGCGCAAGCCCAAGAACCUCUACAUUGCUCACCGCCGGUCUCCCAGUGAGUUGACCACACUCAUGGUGGAGCAAUAUAAUCUCCAGCGGCAAUUGGAAGCUGUGCAAUCGCAACAGAAGCAGAUUUUGCAACAACAAGCCCAGCUGCUGCUGCAAGAGUCUCAACUGUACAAAUCGCACUCCAGAUCCCCUUCUUACAAUGGCCAACAAGGUCACCGCCGAACAGGCUCUCUGGGCGGCAACAACAACAACCAUGGUCACUCCCGCAGACAUUCAUUGGGGCUCAAUGAGGCAAUAAAGGCUGCAGCUCUGCAACGUGUGUCCAACUUAGCGUCGCUUUCGGGCUCCACUUCCCAAAACACUCAAAACGACCGCUCCCCCGGCCUGGACACGGCUCUGCCAACAUUGGGUCCCAUGGCCGACAACUUGGGUGGCUUUCGAUUUCCCAAUAACAACGCUGAUUCCGAUCGUGAGCUGUCCCCCAACCAUAACCGGUCACGCUCCUUGGCAUAUGGUCAACAGUCGUUUAAAUUCCCACCGGACAACAGCUCCUUGCUUCCACCUGUGCCUAACUUUGGCAACCAGUCACCUGAGCGUGGCCACCAGAGACGUAGCUCUCAUUACCGUUCAGGCUCGCGCAACUUCGAUUCGGGAUCCAACAUCAACUCUAAUUGGCGCACACAGCAGUCGAACCACCAGCGCAACAGCCUGAACUCAAAUACUCUUGAACCUCCCAACUUUUUUGUUCCAGGCCACAAGAAUAAGAGCAGUUCUUUUGGCGGGGGCAAUUCGUCCAUCUCGUCAAUGAACCUGUUCAACCCCAACAAUAACAAUAAUAACGGCGUCAACAACGUUAACGGACGCAAGUCUCUUUUCGCUCCCUACUUGCCCCAGUCGUCGUUACCCGAAUUAAUUAAUGAGGGUCGUCUUGUUACUGGAAUUUUGCGUGUGAACAAGAAGAACCGUUCUGACGCAUAUGUAUCCACCGAUGGUCUUUUGGAGGCUGACAUUUUUAUUUGUGGCUCAAAGGAUAGAAACCGUGCUUUGGAAGGUGACUUGGUUGCUGUGGAGUUGCUUGUUGUAGAUGAAGUUUGGGAUUCCAAGAAAGAAAAAGAAGAGAAAAAGAGAAGAAAAGAUAAUACCUUGGGCAAAUCCAAUACUUCCUCCAUUCUCAAUGAUGAUAUUCACAAUGACGCGACUUCGACUCUGACUAAUGAUAACGAUGGAAAGCUGGAGGCAGAGGGUGAAGGUUUGGGUAGAAGAGGUUCCUUGAAACAAAGACCAACCAUGAAGAAAAAUGAUGAUGUUGAAGUUGAGGGGCAAGCAUUGCUAUUGGUUGAAGAGGAGGAGAUCAACGACGAAGUUAAGCCAUUAUACGCUGGCCAUGUUGUUGCUGUUGUUGAUCGUAUUCCUGGCCAGAUUUUCGCCGGAACUCUAGGAUUGCUCAGACCUGCCCAAGCUGCCCAAGCUGCCAUUGACAAGAAAAGUGGAAAGGAGUCAUCUGUACACACUCCGAAGGCCCCGAAGAUCGUCUGGUUCAAGCCUACUGACAAGCGUGUGCCACUAAUUGCUAUCCCUACCGAACAAGCACCAAGAGACUUUGUUGACAAGCACGAGAAAUAUGCCGACCAAUUGUUCAUUGCAUCCAUCAAGAGGUGGCCAAUUACCUCUUUGCACCCAUUCGGAACCUUAGUGACCAAAUUGGGCCCCAUUGAUGACCCUAAUAUUGAGGUCGAUUCGAUUUUGCGCGAUAAUAACUUCUUGUGCGAUGAAUACCCUGCUAAUCCUGAUGCAGAUGACACUUAUCUCGCAUCGUUCUUUGGUCCUAUUCCGAAUGUCGCAGUAGAGCUCCAAAGUCCUAACAGAAUUGAGUACAUCAGCGAUUACGUCAUUGCUUUCACUGCCAAUAAGCAGUUUUCUGAGGUUGCUUUACAUGUGAAGAGGCUCAGCAAUACAAUUAUUGAGUUGGGUUUCCAUUCUGUUGAUGUUUCUCAUUAUGUUCAACAGAGCUCGACCUUGGAAAGAAAGGCUAAGAAGAGAUCCUCCUCCGUCUUCUUACCACAGAAAGUGUCUCACUUGUACCCAGUAGAACUUAACGACGAAGCAUCUUUCGAAGAAAACAUGAAAAGCUUGGCCAUUUCCGUUGUUUUCGAGAUUGACACUACUAACUUCGAAGUGGAGGACGUUCAUAUCCAUGAAUCAGUUGUGAUUCCUAAGUCCUUGGUGACUUUCGAUGAGGUUGAUGAUAUUUUGAAUAACAACCCUCCUGAAUCAAUUACAUCUGCUACCUCGGACUACAUCAAAACUUUUGCUUUAAUUGCAAAAGAGUUCCGUCGCCAACGGUUGGAAGACAGAAGUCUCAGUCUUAGCCCAAGUUUGACUCUUUUAGAUCAGUUGGAUGACGAGAAGGUCAGAUUGCAUUUAAACAUCUUCGAUUCCACUCCUGCAGCGCUGGUUGUAGCUGAGAUCAGUCAUAAGGUCAAUGCCACGGUGGCUUCGAAAAUUCAUGCCAAAUUGGGUGAUGAAGCUUUCUUGCGUCGCCAGGCUUUGCCAACAUUGCAAAAGUUGGAGGGCUUUUCAAGAAAAGCCGCAAACUUGGGUGUCAGAAUUGAUACCAGCACAGCCGCUUCCUUGGAAAAAUCCAUUUUGAGCAUUCAGGAUCCAGUUAAGAGGCAAUGUAUUGAGACGUUGUUGUACAAGUGCUUGCCACGACCAAAGUAUUACAUUGCUGGUAAGCAAGACCCUGAUAAUUAUUCUCAUUACUAUUUGAACUUGCCUCUCUACACUCAUUUCACAGCUCCUUUGAGAAGAUUUUCCGAUUUGAUUGUGCACAGGCAAGUCAAGGCAGUGAUUUACGAUCGCCCAGCAGAAACACCAACUGACUUGGAUGCUUUGAAAGCCAUUGCUGAUUAUUGUAACUUCAAGAAGGACUGCGCAGCCAAUGCUCAAGAACAAGCUAUUCAUUUGUUGUUAUCACAAACUAUUAAUGAGAUGAGUGAACAUGCUGGACAACUUUUGGUGAUGGGAACUGUUGUGCAAGUAUACGAGUCUUCGUUUGAUGUCUUUAUUCCUGAGUUCGGAAUAGAGAAGAGAGUUCAUGGCGACCAGUUGCCUCUUGUGAAGGCAGAAUUCGACAAAACGAAUAGGAUUCUUGAGUUGUAUUGGGAAAAGGGCGUCGAUUCCGCUACGUAUAUCCCUCCAGAUGAGCGUUCGUCGUUGAGUUAUAGAUCCUCGAUCAAGAACAAAUACCGCACGUCUGCAUCCGAAGCUGCUAAGAUUCAAAGCAAAAAUAUGGCUCAAAAGGAGACCAUUGCGACGGAAAGCAUUCUUUCGAAGCUUGCAGAGUUGGAUAUCAACGCACCCAAGGUUGUUGCACCAGUUGCCAAGAUGUGGCCCUCUGUGAGACCAGGUAUCCUGCAAGGAUUAGCUCCUUAUUUGCAAGAUGCUAUAACACGGGUGGAAGGUAACUCCUACAUUCAGGAGAUUCGAGAGUUCAAGCCCGUUGCAGUUUUGUUGCGGGCUGAGAUUGGCAUGGCAUUGCCAUGUUUGACUGUACGGAUCUUGAAUCCAUUUGCUGACAUCUGA
Molecule: messenger RNA, 3621 nt
Organism: Sungouiella intermedia
Lineage: Eukaryota; Fungi; Ascomycota; Pichiomycetes; Serinales; Metschnikowiaceae
Source: the annotation of a GenBank genome assembly